AUGUAUUAUCUGAAUCUUGUAUCCGUUGGCACUCCUCGCUCACCUCAUUUUGGAGGAUUAUGGGAGUCGGCAAUAAAAUCUAUUAAACAUCAUUUAUUUCGCGUUUUAGGCAACGCAAACUUUACAUACGAAGAAUUGAAUACUAUAUUAAUACGAGUGGAGGCAUGCUUGAAUUCACGACCUUUGGUACCUUUAUCUUCCGAUCCUUCAGAUCUCGCCCCCUUAACUCCUGCUCAUUUCCUUAUUGGCGACUCUUUAACCGCUUUACCCGAAAUUGAAGUAUCAUCAAUACCAACCAAUCGAUUAACUAGAUGGCGCAGAGUCAUACAGGUUUCUCAGCAAAUCUGGUCCCGUUGGAACCGCGAAUAUUUAACGCAACUUCAGGAACGUAAACGGUGGUCUAUCGAAAAGGGUCCAAGGAUAAAAAUAGGUUCCAUUGUUCUUGUGAAGGAUGACAACGCCCCGCCUCUUCAGUGGAAGUUGGGCCUUGUUCAAGCUCUCCACGUGGAUGCAGAUGGUGACGGUGUUCCAAGGGUUGCUACCGUAAAGACUCUCAGUGGUAUAUAUCGUCGUGCUAUUCGGUAUCUAUGCCCACUUCCUUUCGAAGGUAAUUGUGUUCCAAAUGAUCAAAAAUAA
This is a messenger RNA of Myzus persicae (green peach aphid), 636 nucleotides long. RefSeq lists its product as uncharacterized. Gene Ontology annotation, molecular function: nucleic acid binding. The transcript has a single exon. The record is from RefSeq and is a predicted model, not a curated record. Lineage: Eukaryota; Metazoa; Arthropoda; Insecta; Hemiptera; Aphididae. Bases 1 to 636 code for a protein of 211 amino acids.